This is a messenger RNA of Setaria italica (foxtail millet), 1573 nucleotides long. Its product is annotated as zinc finger protein CONSTANS-LIKE 3. Bases 249 to 1229 code for a protein of 326 amino acids. Gene Ontology annotation, biological process: regulation of photoperiodism, flowering; regulation of flower development. The transcript is spliced from 2 exons. Gene Ontology annotation, molecular function: protein binding; zinc ion binding. Lineage: Eukaryota; Viridiplantae; Streptophyta; Magnoliopsida; Poales; Poaceae. The record is from RefSeq and is a predicted model, not a curated record. Gene Ontology annotation, cellular component: nucleus.
GGCGACCAAACUGGCCCGGACCCGCCGGGACGGCGACCUCCGUGGUUAGCCGGGCCUCCACGUCGCCCGUUCGCGUCGGAGGGCGACGACCCGCCCGGGGCGCCUCCCAGGUGCACAGCUCAAAUCCGGAGCGCGGGGGGUGGGGAAAGCUUGGCUGAGAAUCGCUUCGCCCCAACAGCCACUACGAGCUGCCGGCCGAGAGUGAGCUAGUGUGAGCGGACGUGCGCGCACCGCUUCGGGGGCGCGCGAUGGAGGGCGACGAGAAGUCGGCGGUCGGGGCCCCUGCCUACUGGGGCCUGGGCGCGCGGCCCUGCGACGCGUGCGGCGGCGAGGCGGCGCGGCUCUACUGCCGCGCGGACGCGGCGUUCCUCUGCGCCGGGUGCGACGCGCGUGCGCACGGCGCCGGGUCGCGCCACGCGCGGGUCUGGCUCUGCGAGGUCUGCGAGCACGCGCCGGCCGUGGUCACGUGCCGCGCGGACGCCGCCGCGCUCUGCGCCUCCUGCGACGCCGACAUCCACUCGGCCAACCCGCUCGCGCGCCGCCACGAGCGCCUCCCCGUGGCGCCCUUCUUCGGCGCGCUGGCCGACGCGCCCAAGCCCUUCGCCUCGUCCGCGGCAGCCGUGCCCAAGGCGGCCGACGACGACGGGAGUAACGAGGCCGAGGCGGCGUCGUGGCUCCUCCCGGAGCCCGACCUCGGCCCCAAGGAAGAAAGCGCCACGACGGAGGUGUUCUUCGCGGACUCCGAUCCGUACCUCGACCUCGACUUCGCGCGCUCCAUGGACGACAUCAAGGCCAUCGGCGUCCAGAACGGCCCGGCCGAGCUCGACCUCACCGGCGCCAAGCUCUUCUACUCCGACCACUCGAUGAACCACAGCGUGUCAUCGUCGGAAGCAGCGGUGGUGCCCGACGCGGCGGCGGGAGCGGCGCCCGUAGUGCCGGUGGUGAGCAGGGGCCUGGAGCGGGAGGCGCGGCUGAUGCGAUACCGGGAGAAGCGCAAGAGCCGGCGGUUCGAGAAGACGAUCCGGUACGCGUCCCGCAAGGCGUACGCGGAGACGCGGCCGCGCAUCAAGGGCCGGUUCGCCAAGCGCACGGCCGGGGCCGGAGCGGACGGGGAGGACCCGCUGGAGGAGCACGAGGAGGAGAUGUACUCCUCCGCCGCGGCCGCCGUGGCCGCGCUCAUGGCCCCCGGGGGCGCCGACGGCGACUACGGCGUCGUGCCCACGUAUUGAUCGGUGCAGGUGCAGCGAAACGCAACGCCGACAUGUUGUACACUAGCUAUAGCCUCGACCUUUGGGUUGGGGCUGUAAUUUUUGCUGCAUGCUUUGCAUGCAAAGCUGUCGCGUAGCAUUGAUUACCUGUAUGAUUCCACGGAAGCCAUGAGGACUUCCAGGCUGUCUUCAUCCCUGAUCAUUCCAUCAUAUAUGUAUAUUAUCAUCUGCUGCUAAUCUGCAACUGUAAUUUUUGGUAAUCACUAGUCAGAUGGUUGUGUUAACUAAGGGCAUGUUUGAUGGGAUAGAGAUUAUGUAAAUUUGGAUUGUGGAUAGGGAUUAAUAAAAAGAUGGAUAUUAAAAAA